This is a messenger RNA of Pyricularia grisea, 3998 nucleotides long. RefSeq lists its product as uncharacterized. The coding region runs from base 107 to 2158 and encodes 683 amino acids. The record is from RefSeq and is a predicted model, not a curated record. Gene Ontology annotation, molecular function: protein binding. Lineage: Eukaryota; Fungi; Ascomycota; Sordariomycetes; Magnaporthales; Pyriculariaceae. The transcript has 2 exons.
UGACAUUCUCAUAACUUCUUUGUCUUCUUUACAAACUGCCAUGUCACAUUAAUUGUUUCUGUCUUUUUUUUCUUUCUUUUUUUUUUUCUCUCCAUCUUUUCUCACAAUGUCCAUACGUCACCUAGCAUGGGAAGUCAUCUCCUACAUAGCCCACGAGCUCGACGUGGACGACCUUUUCAACUUGUCUCUAUCUUGUCGACAUUUCCAAUGCCUCAUUCGUGACAACAACAUAUGCAAGAGGGUUCUCCAGUCGGCCGCCCCAUCCGCGCCCGAAACUAGGUCAGCUCAUGCCAGUAAAGAGUUUGCAAGAGCUUUACGGCUAAUUUUCAAGCGUCGAAAUGCAAUCUCGUCGGCCUCUCCAUACCUUGCCGCUGUUGUCGCCGACAAUGCGGAAUCAUUUGUUUAUUCGAAUGGGGUUCUCUGCUACAUUAGCAAGGGUCUGCUGAGGAUACGGGAUCUUCAUAAUUCGGCACCAACCGAAAGCGUCAUCGACGUCGGAAAAGUUUUAAAUACAGAUCACAACCUCUCCAGGACCAUCGGGAGCAAACAAAACUACAGUUUGCACAUUUUGCACUAUGCCAACGGUUUUAUUUCUUGCCGCUACGUACCCAAGGAUUCACCCGCCAGCUGGCUUAUUGUCAUCAACCCUUCUCAAGGCAGCGUGCUCAGCCAUGCACUUGCAUCCUCGCGGAAAAUCUUUGUGAGGAACAACGACCGAUUUCUCUACUAUGGCACUCACUGCGACAUUGCGGAGGACGGAAGCAGAAGGUGGGCACUACGAGGCUGUAAUCUUCUAGAUGGCAAGUGGCAUGGCUAUUUGACACAUCUGCCUGAGAUGAUCGGGUCCGAAAUUGGCACCAACAUCUGCUUUGAAAUCAUUGACGGCUACUUUUAUGCGCUUGCAAAUCAGGCCCUUUUCGAGAGGGAGGAGAUUCGCUGGACCUCCUAUUACACAUGUGUCCGAUUCCCCGUCAAUCAAGCCAAACCAAAAAGUACACAGUUGGGUACCAUGAAGGAGAUUUGGCGGAAAUUCCAUUCAGAGGGACCAAUCGACGACCGAUGGAAUUUCAUCAAUCUCACAAAGGAUGAGCGCACUGGCGCGUUGGCCAUCGUCGAGGGACGCAGGGAGUGGAGGGCAGGAGCCAGCGCCAGCCGUACAUACUACACAAGCGAGCUCCCGUUUCCAAGCGAGAUGGGCAACGUAUCAACAGCAUCCGAAAAUGCGGUGCCAAAUUACACUGCAGGUUCCUUAUCCCCCAACACUGCCUCUACCUCUUCAACAGACUCUUCGUGCAGCCCUGCAGAUACAGAUGAUGAUGAAGCACCUACGAGCAGAUCCCCACAUAUGGUGCACCCUGGGGAUACCGCUGCUACCCUACCUUUGCUAACUCUGAGCAACUCACUCCUGCGGUGCUACCAGUCAAGUUGCCAGACGUAUUUGGACCUCGUUAACCACGGCGAUUCAGACAAGAGGCAGGGGAUAAGACUGAGGGUCGGCUCAAGGAGUCUCCGUCCACAUUCAGAAAUAGGUCUGCCAAUCACACCUAUAGACGAAAACCCCCUUUAUCCUGACCAGCAGAUUAAGAGGCUGUACAAAUCGGCAGAAAUCAAGUUUUGGCCGCCCACACACUGGACAAACGAUAGCCGAAACGGUCGAGACCUCUAUGACAUUCUCAACCCACAGACGCACAGAGGAGAUUUCACAGGAAUGUGGGAUGAUAGAUCCAUGUGUUACGCAACAGGUGGUCUCAGUAAGACCAUUAUCUUCAUCUCGUUCGAUCCUUCCAUUCGCCUCGCGGGCAUCCGUCCAUGGUUUCCAGGACCGCAGGAGGAGAAACAAGGGAUUGAUCAGCACGUUGCUGCGGUUGGCGACAACGCAGCUGUGAGACGAGAGGAGCGUCUCAACCAAUUUCAGCACACCGAUGGACUUUCUUCCAAGUGUGCGCCUUUGCGAUUGUCAGGGGAGUCCGGUGGGGAGCAAUCUCGGAUCGAUAGGACCACCGAAUCAUCUCUGGCUGAAGGACGUGUGCUCGCGAAGACGGCAUCAUCAAAGACACCCCUUCCGACCAACAAUGACGAGUCUAACAAGCCAAAGUGGACCUGGGACGCGCAUCCAGUGCAUACUGGCAUCCACAAAGGGUUUCAUUUUGCGUUAUGAGGAACGCCCAGCAAAAGUAGGAGGCCUCGGAACUGCACUUGCGGAUAUGAAGUAGCACCUCAGGCCAGCACCGCAUGAUACCUUUGAAGAACAGAAAACAGAAUAUGCAAUGCACGCAGCCAGAAAAACGAGCUCUGAUCUCGAGGAUAUGGGGCACUCUGUUCCGCAACAGACACAUUCUAACCCCGCUCUCAUAUGCGUCUUUGUCUCGACCGGCCUCAACAUAAAGAUUGGGGGCCAUCGAUCCGCUUGUACAAGGCCUAAUGAGUUGGCACUGCAUGCCCACACAAGUCGGGCGAGCAACAAGGGCGAGGUGUGGUGGAAGCAGUGGGGUACCCUCAGCCUCACCGGGGGUUUGAAGCAGAAACAAUGGCAAGAUUUCGCAGGAGUGUCAGGUUUAGUUGACAAUACUCGCAAGGAGUUGACUAGAUUUCGGUCAAGUCUGCCUCAAACUUGGAGCAUCCAGUCGAAACUAUUCCUGUAAGACAUCUACCUGGGACGUGUCUGGCCCGUGAGACUAAACUCAGAAAGAGGGGGGAAACGAAACGAUGCAUGAAAGCCACGGUCUUGGCUUUUGUGAGAUGCGGCAAGGCUUUGGCUCCAAAUAUUCCCUGGCGAUACACAGCCCUGGCCCGACUGCUUCCGGGGCUCUGCUGCGCCUCGAUUUUGCUGGUUCGCCAUAUCGAGGGGAAACUCGACUGCCAUCCUGUGCGUCCGUAAGCUACAGGGGGACCGUCUGGGUUGACAUAUCUUUCUGAAAUAAUAACGUGUUGUCUGUCAUCUUGCAAUUCAGAUUAAAUCUCCGUCUAAACACCGAGUGCCCAAUCCCUUUGAAGUCGAGGCUGAAUACCACUCAUCAUUCUAACUCCCGCGGUGUUGGUGAGGGUCUGAUCAACCACGUGGCCUGAGCUGAUACGUAGCCCUUGUUCUCAACCGCCAAUUCUUGGCUAGUACUUAUCAAAACAAGCGAUACUUUCCCAGUUGCCCUCGUGCCAAUCUUGCCGCGUUCCACGACGUCUAGAAAAUGCUGAUACAUCCAGUCUCAAGAAAAAAACGAUGCCCAACUCCCGGAGCAACUCCCUUUCUCGACCUUGUCUUUGCCGCGGCUAAUUGGCUGCAUGCGCAGUUUUUAGCGGCCCUGACCGCUUUUGUUCCUGCAAAGCUGCAUUUUUGGCGAGACGAUGGCAGGACGCAUGCACCCAACCCCAAAUGCCCAUCCAAGACCUCGUCUAUUCUGGAGUUUGGGUCAUGUGCUCAAAACGGGAGACCCCUACCCAUGGUGUAAUUUUGAAGGCAGGAACAUUCUCAUGGCGUCUCCCCAAGGCUCACUGUCAUGAUGGGCAUUGCAUACCUACCUACCUACCUAGCACCUAUUUGAUACUCGGGUCGUUGAUAGGCCUUCUGUUGGGAUCGCGAGGUUGAGCUAACAAGAGCACGAGGAAAGGCAGGUCUUCCCACGGGGUUGAUUUCUCCUUUCUUUUUUCUUUUUCACAAGUCACCAGAUAGGAGAUGCAAAGGAGCCUCUUUCUCUCUCCGCCCCUCUUUUGGAGCAUUCAAGACCCAAGAGAGAAAAAAAAAAACAGGAUAUAUGCGUGGUCCCUAGCCGAGCCGCAGGAGGAUCUGCGAAGAGAAAGUAGAGCAAAAAAGAAGCCACCAAUAUAAAAACACCAAAGAAAGGGAAAUCUAGCAUGAACAUCCUCCCAUCGCAGAAUUGAAUGCAAAGUCCUAACCCCAGAUUUCUUUUGUGUUUUUAUUCCCAGGGAUUUAGCUACUGUGUGAUUUUUAACCCCCCAUUAUUGUGUACCGGGGAGGGUAGGAUGAAUGGGAGCUAGGGGAUAUG